CACAUUACAGCUUUGUGAAGGCCUGAAGUAGAGGCGAACAGGAAAUAGUUUUAUUCUAUUUUAAUGAGCAGAAGUGCGUCGGAGGGCUGGAGUUGACUCUUGUCCUGAUAAAGAGAAGCGACAGACAGCACACAGAGAAGACUCAGCGACAGGAUCAGCGAGUGGACAUGGAUCCCAGAGGGCUGAUUGUCUUUGUGUCUCUCUGGAGCUCAGCAGUGACUGAUGACAUCAGGUUGGUGGGAGGAGCCAGCCGCUGUGCUGGUAGACUGGAGAUGAAACUCCAGGGAGAGUGGAAAUCGCCGUAUAACCCUUUCAGAAGGUUUGAGAAUAAACCAAUUGAGUCCCAUAUCGGCCUACAGCCCAUCGUUGUAGAUGGGCUACCAGUGAAUGACCAGUAUGACCCGUUUAGGAAACCACCAGUGAAUGACCAGAAUAACCAAUACGGGACAGCAUUGCAUGACCCGUAUGGGACACCAGUAGAUGACCAGUAUGAGUGGAACCUGGCAACUGCAGCUAAAAUAUGUAGACGGCUCAACUGUGGUUCUGUUGUUUCACAACGAACAAUACGAGGUUUCCCUGAUGUUCAAUGCUUGGCAGACUAUGUACACUUAUUCAAAAACCCAGACUUGUCUUCUUCCAAGUUGGAGAUCACCUGCUCAGACUCUGUCAGGCUGGUGAAUGGGACUAGUCUGUGUUCAGGCAGACUGGAGGUGAAGUCUAACCAGUCUAACCAGUCGUGGUCCUCAGUGUGUGAAGAUGACUUUGACCUGCAGGAUGCAGAGGUGGUCUGCAGGGAGCUUGGCUGUGGGGCUCCUUCAUUCCUCCAGGGGGCGCUCUAUGGAGACAUGGAGGCUCCAGUGUGGACCAAAGAGUUCCAGUGUAGAGGCCAUGAGUCUGCUCUGCUGGACUGUGAAAGCUCCCAUAGAAACACCUGCUCUUCUGGCAAAGCUGCUGGACUCACCUGCUCAGAACCUGGUGUUGUCAGGCUGGUUGGAGGAGCCAGCCGGUGUGAUGGCACACUGGAGAUGAAGCACCGGGACGAAUGGAAACCAGUGGCUGACUGGAGCCAGAACCUGAGAUUAGCAGGCGUGGUGUGUGGAGAGCUGGGCUGUGGCUUUGCUCUUUCACUCAGAAGGCAAAACCAGAUACCAAGAGAAUCUUGGGGAAUCACAUCUGACUGUAAUGCAUCUUCACUUUUGAAAUGUUUUACAGACUUUACAUAUUCCUUUACCACCACAGAGAUAACCUGCUCAGACUCUCAGACUGUCAGGCUGGUGAAUGGGACGAGUUUCUGUUCAGGCAGACUGGAGGUGAAGUCUACCCAGUCUACCCAGUCGUGGUCCUCAGUGUGUGAAGAUGACUUUGACCUACAGGAGGCAGAGGUGGUCUGCAGGGAGCUUGGCUGUGGGGCUCCUUCAGUCCUCCAGGGGGCGCUCUAUGGAGACAUGGAGGCUCCAGUGUGGACCAAAGAGUUCCAGUGUAGAGGCCAUGAGUCUGCUCUGCUGGACUGUGACAGCUCAGAUAGAAACACCUGCUCUUCUGGCAAAGCUGUUGGACUCACCUGCUCAGGUCCAGAUUAUAUCAGGUUGGUGGGAGAGCCCAGCCGCUGCGCUGGUAAACUGGAGAUGAAAAACCACAGAGAGUGGAGACAAGUGGUUGCAAUGGAUUUCAAAUGGAACCAGAUGUCUGCAGAUGCAGUGUGUCGAAAACUGGACUGUGGUUCUGCUGUUCCAACAAGUAUUUAUUACAAUGAAAUAGUUAUGGUAGAUAUACAUGGUAGAUAUUCAGCCCCUCCUGUGUGGUCAAUCAACUCGUCCUGUGUUCAGUCUAAAUCUGCACUGAAGGAAUGUGUGGUAACCGACACUACGUACAGUUCUUCUAUCCUGGAAAUUACCUGCUCAGAUUUGCUGGCUCAGCCAAACAUCUCCCCCUCUCCCUCCCCUGACGCGGUCUACAAGGCCAAGCAGCGGAGGCUCCAGGUGCUCAUGGGCUCCAUCUUCACCAUCAGGUGCUCCGUCAGACCACAGUACCCAGGAGGCUCCUUCAAGCUCAUCGUCCCCACCCCUGACCCAGCACAGAACUACACCCUGCCAGCUGUCAAUCACUCGGCCCACUUCCUGUUCUCUGCUGCAGACUCCACCCACCGAGGGGAGUACCGCUGUGUUUAUCACCUCUACGUUUUCUCCCAUAACUUCUCUUCUGAGAGCCGGCCGCUCCAUCUCACUCCUGCAGCUUCUCUAUCCGAGUUGAUCAUCAGACUUGUUGUCCUCCUGCUGGGUAUGAUGUCACUCAUCACUGCCCUCUGCGUCACCUCGAAGGCCAGCAGAAAACACAAGCUGAGACGAGUGAAGAACAGUGAGAUUUAGGAUCGUGUUCUCGUGGGCUCCAGGUCUGAAGGCCAGAGAGGAUGAAGUGGCCGUAGCCCAGAGGGAAAGAGAAGCAUCUCCAGGGUGCUCCUUAAACAUUCAGAUAAAAAAACAGUCAAAAAUAUUAGACAGAGGUUAUCUGCACACUCAGACUAAGAAGAGUAACUUUUCUACCCGCUGAAAAAAGUUUGUAACUGACUAAUUUCAUGUUUUUUUUAAACACAUUUGGAAGUGGUUUAAAGGCUCUGAGACACCAACCCUCAAGAAACUGAUACCAUUUUACAAUAAAAUAUGCAAUUUAACAUAAUUCAGGACCAUUAUUAUUAUUAUUAUCAUAUACUGUAUGUGUCUACAACAUUGGAAAAGCUAGAGCACAUUCAGCUUAGGUGCUGCCCUAAACGGCUUGGGUAUAACGGCUAGGAAAACUGUAAAUGCAUCAGUGAAUCAAAGAUGCUGGUAAUCUUUACACCCCCCCCAUGUGUAACUGCUAGAGUUCUGCACGGACCUUAAAUGAGACCCAAACCCGGCCCAGACCUAUGUGGUUCUCUUGAACCUGAUCAGAGACAGAUGCUGUAUUUUAAGGUUUUCUUUCUUCAAAGACAAAAGUUAUAUGCUUGCUUUGUAAUACCUGUCAACCACUAAUAUAUAUAUUAUUUUUGAUAUUUUACACAUUAUACUCAGCUUCAUAUUUUAACUUUGCGCUAUUUUAAGUUUUGGAUUCUCUUUUCUUUAAUGAUUUUCUUUUUAAACACAUUUAAUGAGCGUUAUUGGAGGCAGCCUGAGAUCUAAGAAUUUCAUUUCAGUGAUUGCUUUUCUGUAAUUGAUGUACAUAUGACAACAUGACUAAUUAAAGGCUCUCUUACACAUCGUCGCUGUCGGGCGAAAACCUUGUAUGUCCAAAACUGUUGCUUUUCAGGAAUUUAAAAAAAAUACUAAUUUGAAGACAUUUUAUUGAGCUACUUACCUUUGAAAAAAAAGUCAGAUAAAACUGCCUCAUCGCUGUUUAAAUAUUUGUAAAAACCCACAGACAGACUGACAGACAGACAUAAAGGGGGACAGAACGCUUUAUAAAAAUAUAAGAUACAAGGUUUCUGCCUGGCAGCGACAAUAUACAGAAUACCAAAUUUAUAUUAUUAAUAACAUUUUAUUACUAGUGAGUAGUAGAACAGUUAAAUAAUAUAUAUAAACACAAUUAUUCUCACUUUUUUGUUUGGUUUAUCACUGAUGCUGAUUUUUAGUUUAAUAAACUUUAAUACAAAAGUCA
Perca fluviatilis (European perch) is the source of this 3630-nucleotide messenger RNA. RefSeq names its product scavenger receptor cysteine-rich type 1 protein M130-like. Gene Ontology annotation, cellular component: membrane. The transcript has 9 exons. The record is from RefSeq and is a predicted model, not a curated record. The coding region runs from base 168 to 2366 and encodes 732 amino acids. Lineage: Eukaryota; Metazoa; Chordata; Actinopteri; Perciformes; Percidae.